Messenger RNA from Colletotrichum abscissum, 1479 nucleotides. RefSeq names its product 6-phosphogluconate dehydrogenase. The transcript is spliced from 6 exons. Lineage: Eukaryota; Fungi; Ascomycota; Sordariomycetes; Glomerellales; Glomerellaceae. Bases 1 to 1479 code for a protein of 492 amino acids. Gene Ontology annotation, cellular component: cytosol. The record is from RefSeq and is a predicted model, not a curated record. Gene Ontology annotation, molecular function: NADP binding; phosphogluconate dehydrogenase (decarboxylating) activity. Gene Ontology annotation, biological process: pentose-phosphate shunt; pentose-phosphate shunt, oxidative branch.
AUGUCUGGACCUGUCGCUGAUAUGGGCCUCAUCGGCCUGGCCGUUAUGGGUCAAAACAUUAUCCUCAACGCCGCCGACCACGGUUUCACCGUUGCCGCCUUCAACCGUACCGUCUCCAAGGUCGACCGAUUCUUGGCCAACGAGGCCAAGGGCAAGUCCAUCGUGGGCGCUCACUCUCUGGAGGAGUUCGUUUCAAAACUUAAGAGCCCCAAGCGAGUCAUGCUUCUCGUCCAGGCCGGUAAGGCCGUCGAUGACUACAUUGACACCCUCAUCCCCCUCCUUGAGAAGGGUGACAUCAUCAUUGACGGUGGUAACUCUCACUUCCCCGACUCCAACCGCCGCACCAAGUACUGCGCUUCCAAGGGCAUCCGCUUCGUCGGCUCCGGUGUCUCUGGUGGUGAGGAGGGUGCCCGCUACGGUCCCUCCAUGAUGCCCGGUGGUAACGAGGAGGCCUGGCCCCACAUCAAGGACCUUUUCCAGAGCAUCUCCGCUAAGAGCGACAACGAGCCCUGCUGUGACUGGGUCGGUGAUGAGGGUGCCGGUCACUACGUCAAGAUGGUCCACAACGGUAUUGAGUACGGUGACAUGCAGCUUAUCUGCGAGGCCUACGAUAUCCUGAAGCGCGGUCUCGGCCUCUCCUGCAAGGAGAUUGGCGAUGUCUUCGCCAAGUGGAACAAGGGCGUCUUGGACUCUUUCCUGAUCGAGAUCACCCGUGACAUUCUCUACUACAACGAUGACGAUGGAACUCCCCUCGUCGAGAAGAUCCUCGACCAGGCUGGUCAGAAGGGUACCGGCAAGUGGACCGCUAUCAACGCCCUUGACCUCGGUAUGCCCGUCACCCUCAUCGCCGAGGCUGUCCUUGCCCGCUGCCUGUCCUCCAUCAAGGAGGAGCGCGUUAAGGCUUCCAGCAAGCUCCAGUACGUUGGUCGCACCAACAAGUUCGAGGGCAACAAGGAGCAGUUCAUCGACGACCUCGAGCAGGCUCUGUACGCCUCCAAGAUCGUCUCCUACGCUCAGGGUUUCCAAUUGAUGAACGAGGCCGCCAAGGAGUACGGCUGGAAGCUUAACAAGCCCUCCAUCGCCCUCAUGUGGCGUGGUGGCUGCAUUAUCCGCUCCGUCUUCCUCAAGGACAUCACCAACGCUUUCCGCAGCAACCCCGACCUCGAGAACCUUCUCUUCGACGACUUCUUCAACAAGGCCAUCCACACUGCUCAGCCCGGCUGGAGAGACGUCGUCGCCAAGGCCGCCCUCCUCGGUAUCCCGACCCCGGCCUUCUCCACCGCUCUGUCUUGGUUCGACGGUUACCGUACCAAGGAUCUCCCCGCCAACCUCCUCCAGGCUCAGCGCGACUACUUCGGUGCCCACACCUUCCUCGUCAAGCCCGAGUCAGCUAACGACAAGUACCCCGCUGGCCAGUACCACCACGUCAACUGGACCGGCCGCGGAGGUAACGUCUCUGCUUCUACAUACAACGCUUAA